AUGUCAAUGUGGAGCAGAGCUCCUGGUAUGAAAUUCUAUUGGCAGCAUCCCUUGACUGCAGCUCGUGACCUUUGCCACGGGUUUGCUAUAGGCGCUGUGUUGUGGCCGCUGGCUAUCGGCAAUGCCGUGCUUGCCAGAGUGCCAGCUUUUGUGAGCAUCAACACAAGCAUCGCUUCUCCAUUGAUCUAUUUGAUGUUUGGUAGUUUACCUCUCGUCUCUGUGCAGUCUGGAUCUACAGCCUCGCUUUGCUUGGGGGAACUCAUCGCUUCCGAGCUUCCAGUUGAUGGCACCGGUAGCGAGCUAGACGGAGAGCGGGCCAACAUGGCUUCCCUAAUGGCGGCGCUGGUUGGGGCGAUGCAUUUUGGCAUGGGGGCCCUCGACUUGGGAGCUGUAGUGGAGCUGUUUUCUCAGCCUUUGCUCCGUGCUCGCGCUGGAGCAUCAGCGCUGGUGGUGAUCCUGGCACAGGCAAAAACCAUUUUUGCAACUCCUGCUGGAAACGCGACGUCACCACUUUUGAGCUUCGUGCAAACAUGCACAAUGGUGCCUCAGCGCGGAGACCUUCCGACAUGCCUGCUAUCUUGCAGCUUGCUAGCAGCUCUAAUCAUUUUGAAAGUCAUAGCAACAUGUGACAGCAAGAAACCACAAGACCUCGAGGUCAAACACGAGAGGUGCAGAUGUUUGCUUCAAGUCCUGCGGGUGAUUGGCCGUGUGCUGAACUCCUCAGCCAACUUUCUGGUGCUUGUUGCUGGAGCAGUGGCAAGUGAUUACCUUGGCAAGAUCGAGACUCUCGACCGCUUCCAACCCCCAUCUCCGCGUCUGCCUCAGUGGGACCUACACAGGCUACCCUCUGUGUUGCCGACGGCGGCCCUGACUGCAUUCCUGUCUCUGGGGAGUCACCUGACGGUGGCAGAGCGGAUUCGACGGCCCCAGGACUACUGGAGCUCGCGACGGGAGCUUUUGGCCGUGGGCGGCUGCGGUUUGACAGCUGCUACGGUGGGUGGCAUGCCAGUGAUGGCCAACUUUGCAGUGUGCCAGGCGCUAAGCGGCUGCAGCGGACACUUGGCGGUGCUGGGCAACGCACUGGGCCACCUUGCAGCCUUCUACCUAGUGGCCGAGCUGCCGGGCUUGCGGAUCCCCAGGUGUGCAGUCUCCGUGAUCCUUGUGGUGGAGUUCGCCCCCUUGCUGAGAACCCUGCCCUCCGAGAUCGCCCACCUCUACCGGCAAGCCCGGGUAAGCCAGAGCGGUCUGCGUGUGCUUGUGGCAAGUGAUCUUGGUAUAUACCUGAUGUCAUUUCUGGCUCCUUUGCUCUUCGGCGUCGUCAACGGCUCCCUGCUUGCUGUCGUGAUUCAAGUACUGGUGUCGGUGUCCCGAUUUGCAGGCGCUGGCUACGUCCAGAUUGGCCGUGUCCCAGGCACUGACACUUAUGAUGAGCUUUCGCCAGGUUCGAUGGCUGUCGAUCUUCCGAAGAUCAUCAUCACUCGACCUUUGGGGCCUCGUUGGUUUGGAAACGCCGCUGCAAACACCAGGGCUGCCAGACGCGAGCGGCGCAAUUUGAGUAGGGAGAUACUGAUUGCCAUAGUAGAUUGGCGAAUGGUUCCGUUUCUGGAUGAAACAGCUUUGCUGCACUACACAACGGAGUGGUCGAAGCUGGAUGUGAAGGUGCUCGUAACAAAUGCAUGCUUGAGUGUUCGACGGCAGAUUCAGGGUUCUGGACUUGCUGAUGUCCUUCAGCAAUCAGAAGACACUCUUUCUGAUCUCCAUGCAGCCGUGCUUUGGGCAGAGGAACACAUCAGGCAGAUAGAGUCCAGCCGGACAACGUUUGGCGUAGUUGCGAAAGAUUGA
Molecule: messenger RNA, 1842 nt
Organism: Effrenium voratum
Lineage: Eukaryota; Dinophyceae; Suessiales; Symbiodiniaceae
Source: the annotation of a GenBank genome assembly